Penicillium chermesinum is the source of this 1728-nucleotide messenger RNA. Its product is annotated as Sterol O-acyltransferase. The record is from RefSeq and is a predicted model, not a curated record. Bases 1 to 1728 code for a protein of 575 amino acids. Gene Ontology annotation, biological process: ergosterol metabolic process. Gene Ontology annotation, molecular function: ergosterol O-acyltransferase activity. The transcript is spliced from 5 exons. Gene Ontology annotation, cellular component: endoplasmic reticulum membrane. NCBI's taxonomy places the organism in Eukaryota, Fungi, Ascomycota, Eurotiomycetes, Eurotiales, Aspergillaceae.
AUGAGAGAGCCAGACACGGAGUUACUGUCGGCGCGGCUGGCCGCCACCGGGGGUCCGGACUCGGACUCAGGACAGAAUGAGAAGGAAUCCAGUGUGUCGGUGAGGCUUCAACAGACAGACCAGGCCGGGCAAUAUCUUCUUACGACCGAGGAUGCCCACGUUAUGCAAGAACUGCUUCGUCACCAGCUGUCUCUGCAGAAGAGCGGUAGCGCCGAAAAGAGCCGUUUUGUAUUUCGAGAUCUGGCAUUUACGCGCCAACUCAGCUCCCUCGACCGUCAGAAUCCGACCGCAAGCGCAUCAGAGUUCCGGGGCUUCUUUACCCUGUUCUGGUUGUGCGUUGCCAUGAUGCUGUUGAGAACGUGCGCCAAGAACUGGCGCGAGCACGGCUCCAUCAUCGUGUGGGGUAACAAUGAAAUCAUUCGCCUAAUGUUUUCGAAAGAUGUGCUAGUGCUGGGUAUCUCGGAUUUUGUGUUAUGUUGGUCCACUCUUUUCUGCUUAGGCCUGCAGCGUGCCAUCUCCGCGGGCUAUCUGCAUUGGGAUGGUCUUGGGUGGGUGAUCCAGAAUAUUUGGCAAACCGCUUACUUGGCGAUCGCCAUCUGGUGGACCUAUCACCGUGAUUGGCCCUGGACUCAUACAGUCUUCAUGGUACUACAUUGCCUGACUAUGCUGAUGAAGCAGCAUAGCUAUGGCGCCUAUAAUGGUCACCUGUCUGUUCUGUAUCGAAAGCGUGAACUGUUGUCAGCCCGGCUGAGACGACUUGAGACGUAUGACGACCAGCAGUCUGUCCCGGCCGCUCACACUUCUGCCCUUCAAUCUAGCGUGGAUGCCCAGAUUAGCAGCAUAGAGCAGCUGGCGCACCGGAGACUCGAUGAUAAGAAGGCCGUCCAGGCUUCGCAGACCGCCGACCAACUGCUCUCUCUUUCCGAGACAAUUGAAAAGAAAAGUCCAUUGAAUACCAAUCAGAUAGCGGCCUUGAGAUCCUUUCUCGAGCGAGAAGUCGAUCUCCUGUCGGAAGAGCUUCAAGGGCAGUUUUCCGCUUCUCAUUACUACCCACGAAACUUGACUCUGGAGUAUCCACGCACCGAGAAGAUCAACUGGUCCUAUGUGGCGGAGAAAACCACAGCUACCUUCGGGACCAUCAUGGUGAUGAUUGCCGUCUCGCAGCACUGGAUUUACCCGGUUGUGAUGAAAACCGUGCAAAUGAAGGAGGAAGGUCUGACUGCACAGCAACGGCUGCAAGAGUUCCCUUGGAUCCUGAGCGACUUGUCCUUCCCUUUCCUGCUGGAGUAUCUGCUGGCGUUUUAUGUCAUCUGGGAAUGUGUGCUUAAUGUACUCGCCGAGGUCACCCGCUUUGCGGAUCGAAAGUUCUACGCCGACUGGUGGAACUGUGUAUCCUGGGACCAAUUCGCGCGCGACUGGAACCGCCCCGUCGCCGACUUUCUACGCCGCCACGUCUACCACAGCUCUAUCAGUGCCUUCCAUCUAUCGCGCGUAUCGGCGAGCUUCGUCACAUUCUUGCUUUCAGCGUGCGUUCAUGAGCUGGUCAUGCUUUGCAUUUUCCGCCGACUUCGCGGUUACUUGCUUAUCCUCCAGAUGAGCCAACUGCCACUCGUGUCUCUGAGCCGGACCCGCUUCCUGCGGGGGCGAAAAGUCAUCGGGAAUAUUUUCUUCUGGGUAGGAAUCUUUACCGGGCCCAGUCUUCUUUGCAGCUUGUAUCUAAUUAUCUAA